AAGCGCGCGGCUGCCCAGUUUUCCGGUUGCUCAGGACCAAAUCUUAAAAACGGAGAAUAAAAGGUGUCCAGUCGGGUGACCCGCCCUUUCUCCGGUUGGUAAAAAUGUCUUACUGUAAGCAGGAAGGAAAAGACCGUGUCAUUUUUGUGACCAAGGAAGACCAUGAAGUACCAAGCAACGCAGAGCUGGUGGAAGACGACCCCAAUGACCCCUACGAGGAUCACGGUCUCAUCCUGCCCAACGGGGACAUUAACUGGAACUGCCCGUGUCUGGGGGGGAUGGCCAGCGGCCCGUGCGGCCAGCAGUUCAAAGAUGCAUUCUCCUGUUUCCACUACAGCAAGGAGGAGGUGAAGGGAUCAGAGUGUCUCGAAUAUUUCCGCGGCAUGCAGGAGUGCAUGCAGAAAUACCCUGAACUCUACCCCCAGGAGGACGAUGAGGGCGACCCCUCUGACGCCGCUGCGCUUGUCGAAUCCACCAGCACUAACGCUGCUCCUGUUUCAGGCUCAGAGGAAGCAGAGGCACCGGCGAGCACAGAAAACCCUGCAGCCAGCUAAUAUACAUCUCCUCCCUCUCUUUCUUUUUUUUUAACCACACACAGCCAGCCUUUCAACCUCUGAACUGAGUGGCUCAGAACAAUAAAAACAAAGCUCAGAAACACCUACAAGGACGCAGGAUGUGAUGAAUGACGAUAGGAAUGCUAAAAAUGACUAAUGCUAGAUAAACCUCACUCUUCUCUUGGAUAAGCGUACACUAGGAUAAGGUGUGAUAUCGGCACUAAUAACCAUAAACCAGAACAAAAUAUUGAGUCAUUUUUGAUGCUUCUGCUGAUCAGAUUUGAUGAUUAAUGCUCAUUUUUGAAGGACUGCAUCUGCGCCGAGUUGUCUUUUGAUGCUUUUCCUUAUUAAAAGUCUUGUUUCACA
Molecule: messenger RNA, 920 nt
Organism: Neoarius graeffei (lesser salmon catfish)
Lineage: Eukaryota; Metazoa; Chordata; Actinopteri; Siluriformes; Ariidae
Gene: chchd4a
Product: coiled-coil-helix-coiled-coil-helix domain containing 4a
Exons: 3
Coding region: 105-554 (149 amino acids)
Biological process (GO): protein import into mitochondrial intermembrane space
Cellular component (GO): mitochondrial intermembrane space
Molecular function (GO): protein-disulfide reductase activity
Source: RefSeq, a predicted model, not a curated record